AUGUAUAGAUCUUCUUAUUAUGAAUCUGAUUAAAAAGACAUACUUAUAGCUUAACUAAAAGCAGAUAUUUAUGAAGCUUAAAAAUAAUAAGAGGAAUUAGAAUAGCUUGAAUAAGAAAUGGGAAAAUGGGAAAUCAAAAUAAAGAUGGCUAAUGAAGAAAAAGUUUAAUUAUAUUCUUAUUUAUGUAGUUACUUUUAGAACAUGAACAUAGAUAGAAACAUGAAUAAUGUAUUGGUUAAAUUUAAAUGAUGAGUUAAGAAAUUAACUAAUUAUCAAAAAUAUUGAAGGAGAGACAUUUGGAUUAGGAGAGAUAAAUUUUAUAAUAGAAAGAAUUAGAAGAAAUUAAUGAUUAAAGAUAACUUGAAAUUUAAUAAACAAGAAAACAGUUGAAUAAAUUAUCGGAUUAGGUUAUUUAAGAAACAUCAAUUAUAGAAAAUUUGUAACAUAAACUUGAGUAAUUUGAAUAGGAAAGUUAUAAUGCAGAAAUAAAAAAUAAAGAAUUAAACAGAAAAAUAAAUGAAAUUUAAUAAAAAAAUAGAAAAGUUGAAUAAGAUUGUUAAAUAUUGUAAGAUUAAUUGAUAUAAUUAUAAUAAAAUGAUUAAGAAUAGGAAAUAAAUAAAGUAAUAUAUUUAUAUAAAUAUAAUAGUAUUAAUAAUAAUUAGCAUAUACAAAUGAACAUAUUAAAAAAAUAGAAACUGAAUUUCAAUAAGAGAAAUAAAAUAAUAAAUCUACAGAAUAAUAGAUAAAUCGUAUGAAUCAAGAAUUAUAAUAAAAUGAAAUAGAUUUAUCAAAAUAAAAGAAAUAUUUGAUGAUAGAAUAAUAGAAAAAAGAUGAUUUGAAUAAGAAGAAAGCACAAUUAUAGAAAACACAUCUUCAUCGUUAAGAAUAAUAUUCUUAAGCAGAUUAAGAAUUAAAUAAAACUAAAAUGGAUAAUCAAACAAUAAUCAAUGAUAAUACUUCAUAUAAGAAUAAAUUAAAAUAAUUAUAGACACAUAUAGAUAUUUUAAUGAAAGUGAAUUAAGAAUUAGUAAGUGAAUUAGAAUUAUAUUGUGGGGAUGAUUAGAAAAUUAAAUAAAUUUUAAAUAGAGCAGCUAGAGUAAAAGAAUUAUAAUUGAGAGUUGUUUAAGGAAAUAGAUUACUAAAAAAAUGA
Paramecium primaurelia is the source of this 1150-nucleotide messenger RNA. Lineage: Eukaryota; Ciliophora; Oligohymenophorea; Peniculida; Parameciidae. The record is from the annotation of a GenBank genome assembly.